Messenger RNA from Eriocheir sinensis (Chinese mitten crab), 2486 nucleotides. RefSeq lists its product as uncharacterized. NCBI's taxonomy places the organism in Eukaryota, Metazoa, Arthropoda, Malacostraca, Decapoda, Varunidae. Gene Ontology annotation, molecular function: dioxygenase activity. The coding region runs from base 974 to 1909 and encodes 311 amino acids. The record is from RefSeq and is a predicted model, not a curated record. The transcript is spliced from 8 exons.
GGCUCAGGCAGGGGAGUCAGACGGGGGAGUACCGGCUUGACGGAGCGGGCGUGGACGAGGUAGAGGCAGACUGUCAGGCUUGUCAGCGUAGGAGAGGUGGUCAAACCGGUCUCAUCAGUAACACAAGAGCAGUCAGAGAGAUAAUACGCACGUCCUUCACUCUUUAGGCAACAGUAAGAUCUUGGUCUCUCAACACUGUACACUGGGGACACGAAAAGCCAAGCAGGUGUUAAGGAGUGAGCAGCGGGGGGUUCAGGUGACGAGUCGUGACAGGCAUCAUCAAUCUCUCACCAACAGUCACGGAGGUAAUACGAGCGUCUCUUCUUGAUACGUAGUGAAGCUUUGUUGUCUCACGCUGUGCAUUGAAGACACGAAAAGCCAAACGGGUAUCAAGGAGUGAGCAGCGGGGCAUCAGCUGACCCUGACAAGGAUUCAAGCCGAUUCAUCAGUUUCUCCCCAGCAGUCGCGGGGGUAACGUGCGCGUGCCUGUCCCUUGAUCUGUAAAACUUUGGUCGCAGCUGUUGCGUGGAGGCGAGGCAAGCAGAUUAUGUGGAGUGGAGCUGCGGAGGUGACAAUCAGAUAACAGUCUCCUGCCAGCAUCCAAGGAGGUGGCACGGUCAUCCUUCGCUCCAGCAUCCACAACCCUCAGCUCUAAAGAGUUACUAAAGAAAAAGAGGAUCAAGAAAGCAAAGGAGGACCACGGAGAAUCAAGAAAGACAGACAGACAGACAGACAGACAGACAGACAGACAAACAGAACGAUAGACAAGAAAAAAAUAGACAGACGGAGACGGAGAAACACGCAGAGAUAACCAAAGACAGACAGACAGACGGACAAACAGAACGAUAGACAAGAAAAACAAUAGACAGACGGAGACGGAGAAACACGCAGAGGUAACCAAAGACAGACAGACAGAAACGGGGGAACAGAUAAAAGAAGAGACAGACGGAGAGUCUAAGAGGCAAGAAUCAAGAUGCAAGUUAUUCCAAUCGUCGAUCUUGGUGAACUAGGGUUGGACAACUCGACGAAAUGCGAGCCGAGUGAGGAGGAAUGGCAGCGUGUAAGCAAGGAGAUCAGGGACGCCUUCACGGACAUCGGCUUCCUCUACCUCACCAACCACGGCAUCGCGCAGGACCUGAUCGACAAGGUGUUCUCCGCGGCGGGCGAGUUCUUCAGCCUGGACGCCGCCACCAAGACGCGCUACUCCAGAGGCGUGCAGAGCAUCCAGGGCUACACGGGGCCCGACCAGGAGAGACUGAGUGAGGUCCAGGGGGUGCAUGAGCUGCGGGAGAGCUUCGAUGUGCACACCCUGACCGGCACCUUCCCCGACGCCGAGGUGGCCGGGCUCAGACCCGCCGUGGAGGAGUUCCUGAAUAGGUGCCAUUUGGUAUCACUCAGCCUUCUCACCGCCUUGGCCUUAGCUCUGGGUCUGGAGAAGUACUACUUCCUGAAGCGACACAGACGAAUCAAGAGUGACGACAACGCCUCCUGCCUGCGACUCUUGUACUACCAAGCGCUCCCCGACCACGACGGUGACAGCGACUCCACGACGACUCGCUGCGGGGCCCACACCGACUACGGGACGAUGACUCUGCUCUUCCAGGACCAGAGUGGCGGACUGGAGGUGAAGGAUCGCGCGGGGUCGUGGGUGAACGCUCCGCCUAUCCCCGGGGCCAUCCUGGUCAACGCGGGGGACAUCCUGCAGUUCUGGACGGCCGACCGCUUCAUAGCCACGGAACACCGCGUCCUCCUGAGCGGGCCGAGGGCGGCGCCGCGUCAGUCCAUGGCCCUGUUCGUGCACCCUGACGGGGACGUAAUUGUUUCGCCCAUCGACGGCUCGGACGCCUACACGCCUGUGGUGGCCAAGGAGCACACCAGGAAGAGGUUCGAGGACACCUACACACAGUGACGGACUCGGCUACUGCAGAGUGCGGGGCUGGGCUCAUGGCCGUAUUUUAAGACACCAUCGCUGCUCACAUCAACUAUUUCUAAAGGUCAAAGAGGGGAUCAAUCGGGAUUUCAUAAGAUUCACGGUACAGAAGAAGGGUCAAACUACCACCAGGGUCAUAAAACUACCCCUGGAAAGCCCUACAGCUCCUACGAAAGCCAUGUCAGAUAUGUGAACUUGGGCGACGAAAUGUUUGAAAAUACGACCCCUUAGUUCUUGCCGCAGUUCUUCAUUCUGCUAACGUCUCCCCGAUGCUGCCGGUUGUUAUAAUUUAAACUUUCGUAGUAUGGAAUAUGCAGUUUACGAUAGCGGAAAGAAAAAAUUUUGCGAUGAAUUCACCAAAUACACGGGUCAAGCGAGCAUGCUCAGAUGGUCUGGGCUCUCACAAUAACUAUUGCUUAAGGCCAUAAGGGAGGGGUUUUCAUGAGUGCUCUUCACGUUCAUGGUGCAGAAGCCUUGUCAAACUAUCACUAGGCACAUAACACCGGCAAUGGAAACACUUAAAUAACCUCUAUGAAAGCCUUGUCAAACUCUCUAG